Messenger RNA from Neocloeon triangulifer, 1415 nucleotides. RefSeq names its product antichymotrypsin-2-like. The transcript has 8 exons. Bases 141 to 1238 code for a protein of 365 amino acids. Gene Ontology annotation, molecular function: serine-type endopeptidase inhibitor activity. The record is from RefSeq and is a predicted model, not a curated record. NCBI's taxonomy places the organism in Eukaryota, Metazoa, Arthropoda, Insecta, Ephemeroptera, Baetidae.
AAACUCACACUUGUUGCUCGCAUAUAUCUCUUGGUAUUAUAAGUAUACGAAAGCUAGGUGGCCUUGGGUGGUGACCACGUCGCGGGACCCGAUAUUUAUUUGACUUGUCUCUCGGCGGCAGUUGCUUUCCAGGGACCAACAUGAGAGGACUCGCAGCGAUAUUAGUUUCUGGUGCCCUGCUGGCAACCACGGCUCUUGCCAACGAUUUUCCGAAAGUCACUGCCGGCAGUCAAAAUUUUGGACGGGACCUUUAUCAACAAUUUUCCUCGGCUCAACGCAAUGUGGUGAUUUCACCCUUGAGCGCCUACCUGGCGCUUGCCGUGACCCGCCUUGGCACCAAAGGCCGAACCCAGCAGGAGCUCAACCAGGUACUCGGCCUUGACCUCAACAAUCUGCACGAGCAGGAGUUCAUCAGCUUGCAGCGAAAUUUUGCCACCCCGAAAGACUCCAGCAAAGUGGUUGUUGCGAAUAAGGUAUUCCUGAACAACAAAUUCCAAAUCCAGCCCAAGUUUGUCGAGGACGCCAGGAACGUCUUCCACACAACUGCUGACACACUCGACUUCAGCAGUCCUCGCACUGCAAACGAAAUCAUGAACAACUGGGUCAAAAAUAUCACCAGGAAUAAGAUCACAAGCAUCAUGGACAGAGAUACUGUAAAUGAUGAUACAAAAGUGGUGGUCGUCAACGUCAUGUACUUCCGAGGCCCUUGGAAUUACAAAUUUUACAGCCCUUCAGAGCCAAGACCUUUUUAUUUGGACGAAACAAACACUGUCAGUGCACAAUUUAUGUCCAAAGAGGAUUAUUACGGAUUUGUCGAUUUGAAGGGUCUUGACGCUCAACUCAUUGAACUCCCAUACAGGGAUAAUGAUUAUAGCUUCGUCAUAAUAUCUCCCAAGUCUAGAAUCGGACUGUCCUUGCUCGAAAGCAGAAUUUCUGGUUUGAACGUCGCCGAUUUGGUUUCUAAAGUUGCCCAAGUGGAAAUCACCCUGCACCUGCCUAAAUUCCAAAUUGACACAAGCAUGAGCUUGAAUCAACCGCUUUCAAACAUGGGAAUUAAGAGCAUUUUCUCAGACAACGCAGAUUUGACAGGUCUUUCAGCCGGAGAAAGACUGAAGGUGUCCGAAGUUUUCCAGAAAAACUAUUUUGAGAUUAACGAAAAUGGAACGGAAGCUGCCGCCUCAACCAGUAUUCGCGUCAUCGCCAUUUCAGCAAAAUUGACUGAAACAUCAUCACCUUAGAUCAUCCUUUCCUCUUUUACCUGAUGCACAAGAGGAGUCUCACCCUCUUCCAGGGUAAACUUUUGGAUCCAAGAUAUUAAAAAAUUGUAAAAAUAUAAAAGAAUAAAAUAUUUUUGCAUUGAAAAGUCUACAGAUCUAGAUUUUUUUUUAAAUAAAAUCAAAUAUUGAUAUUGGAAA